AUGUCAGAAGAGACCAUUGUAAAAAAAUUCCGCCUGCCACGGGAGCAAAUUCUGCAGCUCUUGGAUCUUGUUGGCCCAGAUUUGUCAAGACAAACUCGACGGAGCUACCCCCUCAGCCCCGAAAUUCAGCUGCUGGCGGCUCUUCGUUUUUAUGCCGUGGGGAGUUUUCUGGAGGUUUUUGAGGAUGGAUAUGGGCUGAGUAAGACCUCAGUGUGGCUGUGCGUCCACUCGGUCACAAACGUACUGCCUCGCCACGCCACUGAUUACAUACGUAUGCCUUCCACAAUGCAUGAAGUGAUGGAGACACAUCAAGGCUUCCAUGCCAUUGCGGGUAUCCCGCUAGUAAUUGGCCUUGUGGACGGGACACUUAUUCACAUCUCCAACCCUUCAGCACUCGACCAGGCCUUCAUUUGUCGCAAGGGCUUCGCGGCUAUCAAUGUCCAAGUGGUAGUUGAUCACAGGGGAGUGAUUACAGACGUAGUGGCAAAGUGGCCUGUCACCAACCCCACCACGCAGGCUGAGCACAGUUACAACGCUGCAGAUGCCCGUACCCGCAACUUGGUGGAGCGCUCGAUUGGGCGCUGGAAGAUGCGUUUCCGUUGCCUUCAUAAAUCUGCUGGAGGGUUGCGUCUGAAGCCACAAAGAUGUUGUGCAGUAGUAGUAGCUAGAGCCAUGCUACACAACAUUGCAGUUACUGGAGGUGCAGCUUUGCCAGAAGAGGUGGAUUAA
Messenger RNA from Misgurnus anguillicaudatus (oriental weatherfish), 729 nucleotides. The record is from RefSeq and is a predicted model, not a curated record. Lineage: Eukaryota; Metazoa; Chordata; Actinopteri; Cypriniformes; Cobitidae.